Molecule: messenger RNA, 1098 nt
Organism: Morone saxatilis (striped sea-bass)
Lineage: Eukaryota; Metazoa; Chordata; Actinopteri; Moronidae
Product: myosin light chain kinase, smooth muscle-like
Exons: 8
Coding region: 1-1098 (365 amino acids)
Molecular function (GO): protein kinase activity
Source: RefSeq, a predicted model, not a curated record
AUGGCUGACGAGGUGUCCAUCAUCAGGAACCAAACAGAGUCCAGUAUUCACCCAGACGAUGGUCACCCUCCUCCAGAGGUCGUCUGGCUCCAUGACGGGCAGGAGGUGACGGAGUCAGAGGACUUUCACCUCCUCCGGGAGGAGAACCGCUGCAUUCUGCUGAUCCAGGAGGUCUUCCCCGAGGACACCGGGACCUACAGCUGCCAGGCCUGGAACCAGUACGGAGAGGACCACACUCAGUGCCAGCUCACUGUGGAGGAGCCCCAGGACGGGGUCCAGCCCUGGUUCAUCACUAAACCCAAGCCUGUGAGCGGCGUCGUGGGUCAGCACGUCCUCCUGUCCUGUGCGAUCGCCGGGGACCCGUUCCCACAGUACACCUGGACCAGAGCCGACCUGAGCCGGUCCCUGAGCUCUGGAGGAGACUACGAGCUGCUGCAGAAGGAGGACGUGGUCUCUCUGCUCAUCAGGAGAGUGAAAAAGCAUCACGCUGGAGAUUAUCUGAUUACCCUGAGGAACAAUGUGGGGGAGUGCAGCGCUGUGGCCUGUCUGUCUGUCACUGAUGGAGAGACAGACAGGACGAGAGGACGAGGAGGACGAGCAGGAGAGGACGACAGCCUCACAGAGGAAGCAUUGCUGAAUCCAGGUGUGACGUCUGUCUUCCAGGUGCGUGGUCAUCCUGAGCCUCAGGUCACAUGGUACAGAGAGGGGAGGGCUGUGAUUGGUGGAGAGCGCUGCGUCGUGACGCAAGGUGGGCGGGGCACCUUCAGCCUGGUGGUGGGCGGAGUCAGAGAGGAGGACCUGGGCCGUUACACCUGUCAGGCCACCAAUCAGGCCGGGAGCCGACAGGUUACCGUGGAGAUCCUUCUGGAAGAGACUUCUGGGAAGAAAUACGUCCUCCCGUCCUCCAUGAAACCAGGGUGUCGCUCUGCGGUCCCGGCGAUGGAGAACAGGCCCAGCAUUUGGGGCGAGAGUCCGCCGAAGUUCGUCACCAAACCGAGCCGAGUGUUCACCAAGCUGGGUCAGACCGGGAAGUUCUCCGCCAAAGCAACGGGACGCCCACAGCCCCGGGUCACAUGGUUAAAGGUGGGAGGAGCUUAA